CCUCUCCGCCCUUUACCUCCCUUCUAGGGUUUAAGAUCGGUCAGCGAAGCUUCAGCCUCUUCCCGCCUCCUUCUUCCGCCUAUCUAAUCGUGAAACCCUAAUCUUCCUCCUGAUACUUGCGUUUGGCCUGGCUUCGUGGGAGGAGCGAUCCGCGAGGCAUGGAUAGAUACCAGAGAGUGGAGAAGCCGCGGCCGGAGCCGGCGGCCAUCAACGAGAACGAGAUCCGCAUUACCUCCCAGGGCCUUAUCCGCAACUAUCUCAGCUACGCCAACAGCCUCCUUCAGGAGAGACGUUUGAGAGAGAUCGUCUUAAAGGCAAUGGGACAGGCAAUCAGCAAGGCAGUAGCUAUUGCUGAGUUUAUCAAGAAAAGGAAUCCUCAUUUACAUCAGGACAUCUCAAUCAGUUCCGUCAGUAUCACUGAUGUUUGGGAACCUAUUGAAGAAGGCCUUGUACCGUUGGAGAUGACACGCCAUGUUUCAAUGAUUUCAAUAACUUUGUCAACCAGAGAGCCCACCAAGAAAACCCCAGGUUAUCAAGCUCCACUACAUGUAGAGCAGCCAAAGCGUCAACAGAAGUUUCAACAACCACAACAGUUUCAACAGCAACAACAGCAACAACAGCAUCAAUAUAGACAAGCACUAGGUCAAAUUAAUGAAGAAUCAUAUGGACGUGGACGUGGUAGAGGUAGAGGAAGAGGAAGGUUCUGGGGAAGAGGAGCAGCAUAUGGUGGGUAUGGCGGAUAUGGCAACAAUCAGGGUGGUUAUGGUGGAUAUGGCAACAAUCAAGGAGGAUAUGGUGGUUACAGCUAUAAUCAAGGUGGAUAUGGUGGCUAUGGAAAUAAUCAAGAAAAUGGUGGAUGGAAUUCAAAUUGGAAUCGAGGUGGUGGACGUGGUAGGGGAGGUUGGAACUCUCGUGGUGCAGGUUACGGAGGAGGAAGAGGAUCUGGUGGCGGAAGGACCGGAGGCAGAGGUUAUGGCCGUGUACAAGGGAGGAUGGGUGGCCAUGGGAGAGGAAACUAAUUAGUAGUCUUGGUUCUGGCAUGUGGUGUUGUUGUCCAUGCCAAUCCAAAUUUAGGAAAAUGCUCCGGUAAGCAGACUGGUUUUCCAUUUGGACAAUUGCAUGUAAGAUUGGCUGCCCAAUACAGCUUUCGGGUGCACAGUUAUUACUCCAGUGUUAGAGCGAGCUGUAAUUCUUGUCAUUUCUUUCAGUUCCUCUGUUGUUCAGGUACCCAAGUUGUUGUUCUUCAAAGUCUGCUUUCAAGUUUCAUUUCU
Molecule: messenger RNA, 1271 nt
Organism: Musa acuminata subsp. malaccensis (wild Malaysian banana)
Lineage: Eukaryota; Viridiplantae; Streptophyta; Magnoliopsida; Zingiberales; Musaceae
Molecular function (GO): RNA binding
Source: RefSeq, a predicted model, not a curated record